AUGUUGUUCAAUGCGUAUUACCUGGGUCUCAUGCGCGAUGCGUGGAACGCAUGUCGGAUACAAACGAGUUCUAACGAUCCUCUUAAGCCCGAGUCUUCACGACUCCUCGAAGAAGACCCCUACCAGGCGGGGUAUGGCUACGGAGCUCUCAACCAUGCUCAGCAGGCCAACCAGCCGGAUCCGGAAUACGUGAGGCGCGAGCGGGAGGCUCUGGAUGCCAUUUGCCAGCGCACUUCUGACUCCGUCAUCGACAUCUGGUCCCUCCAACCACAACCUCAUCUCCUACCCCAGGCAACCCUCCACGGCCCGACCUCCGCGUCAGCAUCUCCAACCCCCGAAGAGGCCUCGCACCUCACCGUGUCUGCCGAUAACACCUCUCAGCGGAGCCGUCCUACUUCGGGCGGCACCGUUCCAAAACACUGGGGCGAGGUUGUCGUGAAUCCCAGCAAGAAGCGCUCCCGCCAGGACUUGAACGCCGGCAAUGAACCGGCCCGUGAUGUCCGUGAUGUCUUCGGUGUACUCAAGGUCAACUAA
Messenger RNA from Penicillium cinerascens, 534 nucleotides. Its product is annotated as LAMTOR1/MEH1 family protein. Gene Ontology annotation, cellular component: Ragulator complex; membrane raft; late endosome membrane. The record is from RefSeq and is a predicted model, not a curated record. The coding region runs from base 1 to 534 and encodes 177 amino acids. Lineage: Eukaryota; Fungi; Ascomycota; Eurotiomycetes; Eurotiales; Aspergillaceae. Gene Ontology annotation, biological process: cellular response to amino acid stimulus; regulation of receptor recycling; cholesterol homeostasis. The transcript is spliced from 2 exons.